Molecule: messenger RNA, 3411 nt
Organism: Bombus pyrosoma
Lineage: Eukaryota; Metazoa; Arthropoda; Insecta; Hymenoptera; Apidae
Exons: 4
Coding region: 1631-2137 (168 amino acids)
Biological process (GO): septate junction assembly
Source: RefSeq, a predicted model, not a curated record
AGAUUGAUUUUUCGCGAAUUUGUGAAUCUUCAAACAUAAUUAGUAAUGAGGUUCGAUUACUAAAUUUUGCUAUGCAAGCGGGAAAUGCAAGGAAGCCCUAAUAUCUGGUCUACUGUAGACUGUAAUUUUAUGGGACAUUGGGAAUUCAAUAAAAUAAUUUAAGUCUGCAAUUGCAAAGGUCUGAAAUUCUAUUUCUAAAGAAGUAAAGAAGAAGGAAAAGUUCUAAGUUUCUAUCCAUGUUUUUAAAUUCGUAUCUUACUAUAAUACUGAUAUUUACAACGAUUACAAUACGCCGACACAACGCCUGUUUUCCCAGUAUCGACCACAUAAUGACACUGACUGCGACGAUCAUUCGAGGAACGCAUCUAAUUGUUAGCAGCCUGUAUGUCGCAGACAUUCUCUAAUUUCUCAAACAUACCGUGAAAUAAGAUAAAUAUAUCAACUAAAUCAUCACCAUAAGACGAAUUUCGUCCAAAUCGUUCUUCGCCUCGAGCAAUUUAACCGAGAAGAAGAAGCCUCGCCCACAAACCCAAUUAUUCUGCCCUCUACGAUAAAAUAUCCCACCCAAAGCUACUUACAAAAGCAAUGACUAACAACUGCUCAGCAUUGAAAGUAACGGUACCAUUCUUUCCAUAAAGAAUUUCCACGGCCAAGAAAUAGUAGAACAAACAAGAAAUCCACGGUAAUUGUUACGUAAUUCUAGUUUCUUCGCGGUACUUUCCUCGCCGGAAGUAGAAGUAAUAAAAGGAGAGGAGGAAAGAAGUUCUUCGUGACGAUCAAUUUGAUGCAUCCAUUCUGGCGGAAAUGCGUCAAUUAAACGAAUUAGAAAGUACACGAGGAUCGUUUUCGUGAAAUUACGCGACAAUGACACGUACAGGAGCAAACGAAUGCGACACGGUCAUGCGGUGAACCUGGUUAACAGAGUCGGCAGACCGCCUGCGCAAGUUGCACGUACGACGCGUAGCCUCGCAGUGUGUCACGCUUGACGUUCCAGUUUAAGUUUGUCCGCCACACAGUGUGCAACUGCGUGUUUCUCCGACAAUACCACACUGUAUCGCACGAUUAGCGUGGUUGGACUUCUAACAACACGCGUCCACUGCAUCGAUCGUAACCAAUCUCCGGGAUCUUCCCAGUUGGAUCAGCCUUGGAAUUGUGAUUCGCUCGAGCGAUUUAAAUUUGAAGGAUUUUGUGAUUAAAAUUACGAAAUAGUUGCGUAGAGAAAAAAGUGCGACUGAAGAUAGUGCGCGGUGCGGUGGAUUUUUCGACUGGAAGGAAUUUUGAGGAUAUUAGUUCACGUGAGUGGAAGUGUCCACGAGGAACACGUUGAAAAAGAAAUUUUCAAAGUGGAGUAAUAAUGGAGAAUAAACAGAGUAUGAAUCGAAGUGUACGUGAAAGCAGAAAUCAUGAAACCUUUAUUCAACAUGCAAGAUACUUCACGUGUCUGAAACCGCUUUUCGCGUCCACUGGUCUCUAAUUCAUGUACACGUUCUCCUCAGUAAUUCAGAUGCUUAUCGUGCUAUUUGCUACUGCCAAGGUUUGAUGUGGGGUGGAAAGAAUUGAUCGUGUACAAAGGAUAAACCUAAAAUCUUCCAAACUGGGUGACGGCAGAGGAAAACCCCGUAGAGUCAGAAUGGCAGAUGAUAAUCAGCAGGAGAGCCAGCAUGUUCAUAAGGAUCUGAAAGUGGCGAAGCUUAUGCCUCUUGCGAUGAAGCUCUUGGAAAUUGUUUUAGCUGUGUUCGCUAUCGGAUUAGUCGUCGAUCCGUUAAAUUCGUUCCAGAAGAUCAUGAUUAGAAUGCAUUUCAAGCUUGACGAUGCCGCGAUAAUUUACAUCACUAUCGCUGGCUACCUGAUAAUCAACACGCUUUUCAUCAUUUGCCAACUGUUGGGAGAUCGAAUACCGAAAAGAACCUUGAUAUUGUUCUCCUCAGUCGGUGGGCUCCUGCACAUCGUCGCUGGAAGCAUAAUUGUCUAUAAUUGGAGAAAGAUUCUCGGCCCUUACUACAACAACAACGAAUUCUAUCCCAGCAAACAGUACAUGGAUAUGUUCAUAUCAGGCGCAGUGUUCACAUUUGUCAAUGCUGCGGUUUUCUUCUUGGAAAUAUUCUUCAUUAUUUACUCGUCAAAAAGCAUAGAGUGAAAAGGAAAGAUACGGCGUAGCGGUCUUUAGAUUAGGAGAACAAGUAUGAAACAUUCGUGAGAAUUAUACUUACAAAUGCCUGUUUGAUGUAACUAGGAGGAUAAGUUGUCAGUAAGUCAGAAAAAAUAUGAAUAUUUAAUGUUAUGUAAAUUUUGGAAAAAUGUCUUUUCUAUGGAGGAAAAAGAGAUUGCUGAUGUUAAAUAUGUCACGUAUUUUACAAAAUGGCUUAUCACAAGAGGUGAUGAAAGAAAAGAAACAAAAGAAUCGAAAAGAGACGGUUUCCCACCGAAUGUGUUCUACAUCAUAUACCGAAAAAUGAAAAAUGUAAAAAUAAUGUACACUGAUAUAACGCCCAAAAAUAAUUCACGAGCCAAAUAUUCAAAGAUUAGUUGUAAGUUCUGAUUCCGUCCAAUCGUUUUAACGACGAUCUAGUUUAGAUGUUACUUGAUUAUAUGAGUAGGUUAGAAGAGUAGACAUUUAUAGGAAAUGUACAAAUCAAAUAAUGCAGUGAAUUAUAUACUGUAGAAGAUAGCUUUAACCGAUAGACCAGAAUAAUAUUUUGGAUUAAUAGUUUCAUAAAGUUCUUAGCUUUAGCUUUUCCUUUUGGCAACGUAGCAAAUUUAGCAAUUAACAAAGAUUAAUCUCCAAAGAUUUUCUACAUAUAUGGUAUAUUUUAUGAUAUAUACGGUAUAUUUUUCAUAUUUUUAAGAAAUCAUAAAGAUCCAUUAAACAAUAUAUAUACAUACACAUAUAUUAAAUAUUAUUUAUAAUCGAAAGUUUGGAUAACUAGAGUAGUAUUCUUAUACGUAUGUAUAGUAUAAUAUAUGUAUAAUAAUAUAAUCUGUAAUCUCUAUUUCUUAUUUGUUGGUAUCAUACAUUUUAUAUAUGCUACAAAUCUCAGAAUUGCCAUGAAUAUUUUUAGAUAAUUAGUGACAAAAAUUAUACUUUUUAUAUUAAUAAUUGUAACUAUGAUAAGACCAAAAAUUACAUUUUCAUGAUAAGACCAAAAAUACAUUUAUCAAUUUAUAAGUCUAUUAUAUAGAUUUGACAAAAAUUGACGUGUCUUUAUCAAAAUACAUUCCGUCCAAUUUUAAUACUAAUCGAAAUCUUGUAAUACAAGAUGUUCGCGAAUUAAUAUUUCAUAUCGAUAAUCCUUUGUAAUAUAAUUUUAUAAGCCAAAUGUAAAACUUAUUAUAAAAGAGAACGAAAGUAUAUAAAAAGAUGUAUUAUAAUGUACGCCAUAUAAUACAUGUACAAAAUAAGCGUUGGUAGAA